Messenger RNA from Dalotia coriaria, 3676 nucleotides. RefSeq names its product serum response factor blistered (gene bs). The transcript is spliced from 3 exons. The coding region runs from base 278 to 1522 and encodes 414 amino acids. The record is from RefSeq and is a predicted model, not a curated record. Gene Ontology annotation, biological process: positive regulation of transcription by RNA polymerase II. Gene Ontology annotation, molecular function: protein dimerization activity; RNA polymerase II cis-regulatory region sequence-specific DNA binding; DNA-binding transcription factor activity, RNA polymerase II-specific. NCBI's taxonomy places the organism in Eukaryota, Metazoa, Arthropoda, Insecta, Coleoptera, Staphylinidae.
UCGUUUGGAGGCGCGGUCGUGUCGUCUGCUCGUCGCCGUCGACCGUGCGCGCCGCUCGAGGUAUCAGAUUCUAUUGUGCGCUCAGCUGUGAUUGUGUGUAUGUUCCUUGCUGCCAAGGAGCGACGACACGAGUGGCACGAGAGUGAUUCCGUAACAGACGUCAACAUCAUCAACAGUUCAAUAUUCUAACCAAGAAAAAAGAAGGCGAAACAUUUUGUGUGCUAUCACGAGUUUAUAGUUGGUGAUCUUCUCCAAGUCGUUCAAACUGUGGUGCAGCAUGGAACCGCCUGGCGGGAGGGACUCCCGAUUCAACCUGAGCUACAGCAUGAACCUGCUGUCGGGCGAAACCGCGCCUGAGAUCUACGGUAAUCCAAACGCCCUGGGCCGGCCGUCCACCAGCUUGCAGCAGUUGUCACCGCGGCAUACGAUGGUGCCGAGUGCGUGCGGUGGCGGCGGGCGAGUGGCAAUCAAGUCGGAUGUUUGUUAUGACGAUCGAGGCAUGACCUCGCAGGCGAUGGGCCUGGAUGCUUGCGGCGUGCAGGACAUGAACGAUGACACCUAUGGUGCGCUGCAGGUUAAGAAAUCGCCGCCCAGCAACGGCAAGAAAACCAAGGGCCGUGUCAAGAUUAAAAUGGAGUACAUCGAGAACAAGCUGCGGCGGUACACCACUUUUUCCAAGCGAAAGACCGGCAUUAUGAAGAAGGCGUACGAGUUGUCGACGCUAACCGGCACGCAGGUGAUGCUGUUGGUGGCAUCGGAGACGGGCCAUGUGUACACCUUUGCCACACGAAAGCUGCAGCCGAUGAUCACUUCGGAGGCGGGCAAGGCGCUCAUCCAGACGUGCCUCAACAGUCCCGAUCCACCAGGGGGCGCUUCCGGCGGCGAUCAACGCAUGUCCGCCACCGGCUUCGAGGAGACGGAGCUCACCUACAACAUCAGCGACGAUGAUUCGAAAGAUGAAAACAUGUCGACGGUAGAUUCAUCCGGCGAUAGCAGUGAUGGCGAGUGCGGCGAUCAGGAGCAAGAACUUCGCAUCUCGACCACCACGUCGCCCAUCAUCGCACAAUCGUCGAAACCAACCGCCUCGCAAACAGUUACAUCAUCCGGACAAAAUCGUACCUUGUCAUCGAGCACUUCCAGCAGCAGGACUACCUCAUCUACUUCAGUGACACCGUCUUCAGAGGGUAGAUCCACAUCGACAAAUACACCAGUACAAGGAUCAUCGACAGUUUCCAGUUUAGGUUCAGCUGGGGGAGGAGGUGGUGGUGGUUCAUCAAACGGUAAUAAAACUAAUGGUACUUCUACUAGUAGUAGCUCAACAGUGACUACUACACCUAUUAUUUCGCCCUUGUUGUAUCAAACCCCGCAGGGUGUCAUGUACGCAACCCCUUCGAGCAACGGAAUGAUAUUUAGUUUAGCGAAUAGUGGUGAUCCCACACUUGGGCAGUUCAUCACGAUACCGUUAUCUCUGAUGGCUGCAGCUAACGGUCAGGGCGAGCUGGAUUUGUCAAAGCGGAAGUGACGCGCACCUAGGACGUGUUUCCGAUUUCCGCGCGUGCAAGCGUGCUUACCUUUCCGGCAUCGAUGAAAAAACCGUACGGUGAUUAAUAUGCUAUCAGAGACCAACACAAAAAUAAAUUUAAAUAUUUCUUUCACCUACAACAAAGAAUUUUAUCAAUUUUAAUCAACAAUUUUGAAAGAUAAGUUUAAGCGUUAGACUUAUGACCAAAACGGUGAGAAAAUGGCGCUUAUUUAUAAAAAAGUGUGUUUGUGUGUAUUUCGGGAGCGGCGGCUUGGCCCCCGGCCAAGAGUUACAUACGCGAUAGUAAACCGAAGGCGCCGCCCGGUUUGUGAUCAAGAGUGCAUGAGGAUUGGGUUUUGAAUGAUACAGAAUGUUACAGGAAAUGAGUCGCAAGUGUUUCAUGUUUCAGUUUUUGGUUGAAAUUCCAAUUUGAACAGAAAUAGAUUUAAGCAAUAUAAAAUCAAGAUCAGAAAUAAAAAUAGAUGCAUGUGUGACUGUGAAUGUGAUUAAAGUUUGUCGUUUGUGAUUCAUUGCAAAAUUUCUGCCAAAUUAGAAUACGGCUUUUUCAUUCGGGAAGUUGAAUAAUAAUUAUUCUAUCCGGAACGCUCACAGCAUCACCUUUUGCAUAAAAUCGCGUUAAUUUGUUAAUUAAAUUACUAGCGAAAGCAAUUAAACGACGUGGGGCUAAUUAGCCAUCCAUCAUGUACAUAAUUUUUAACGUAUUCAGCGCCAAGGAUUGAAUGAAAAUGUAAAAUCGGACAGGCGGAACAUUUGAAAAUAUUUUAAGCCGCAGGGAAUUAUUUUCUCAAUGAAUUUUAUUAUACUUAUGUCGUAUACAGCGUCGGGAUGAAAUAUACACAAUUAUAGUCUAAAACAAGAACAAUUUAAAAAUAGAAAUUAACUAUGGCAAAAGAAACACGUGUUGAAGAUCACUAUGAACGUAUAUUAAAAUCCUGGAAAUUGCGAGUCUGAUAUUUUGUUUCUGAACCAAAUGGAAGUGAAUUCGUGUGUACGGUGAGUAAGUUUCUUGUAGAUGGAAUUUAAAAUAGUUUUUGGUGUAAAUAACCUAUUUUUGAACGUAUAGCAAUAUAUUACGCAAAACUUGCUAUACAUUUAACAUCCCGCGCGUACACUGUUGCCUAAACUAAAAAUAUGCGCCGGUAUUUACACGAUUUGCGCUAUUUAUAAUUACGCACGCUUAAACUGGGCCUACUACUUGUAUUAUUGACAAAUCCAGUCUUCUAUACUCUACAACUGACCGAAAAUAUUCACGAGUACUUAACUUUUAAAAAAAUUACAGAAUACAGAGCAUGAAAAUACCAAAUAAUACAGUGUAAUAUGGUUUAAAUAACGAAAAGACGACUGAACGUAUCUAUAUUUGUAGAAUUAUAUUGUUUUAAAUAAUUUUCAUCAAUUUGCUAGUCACUUAACGUAUCGUAUGCGUACAUAGUUUAAGUUGAUGAAUGGUUCAUUUUUAUUUGUUUUUUUUUUCUGACACUGUGACUUAUUGAGUAUGUUUUAUGAACCAUUCGGAUCAAAUUUGAAGGGAGGAAACGAGUGCUGUGUGUUUUAAUACGAUUUUGUUCGUUGCUGUUAAUUGGUUAAUAAAUUGUAUUAAUAUAUAGUUGAGAGAGAUGGAGAAAUGCCUAGAGCAAGUGCCUUUUUGAGAAAAAGGAAGACUAGAAUGUAAUUAAAAUUUGGGAUAAUCAAAUUUAAGUUUGCACAAAUUUUCAGAAAAGAAUUGUAUUUACGAGUGAAAAAUUUAUCUCGUAGAGUGGUGGAUAAAUAAUUUUUGUUCGGAAAGUAUGGAAUGAGGGUAUUGCAAAACAUAUCCACGAAUUAUUAUAUUUUCUAUUCAUUUAAGAAAGCACGAUUAUUUUAGGAACAAAUCCACUGCCAAAUAUUGAAUUCAACAUUCUGCACGAACAAAUUUUUAGUAUGGGAAAUGCAAAAUGCUCAAUACAAAGUACAUAAUUGGAAUUCAAACCUAAGCUGUAAAUAUUUCAUAUUAAUUUACAUUUACAACUUAAACAAAACAAGUGCUACAUAUAAGGAUGUAAGAAUGCAUAAUAAAACCUUACAUAUAAUAUUGACAUGAAAUGUAAUAAUUUUUGUAAAAUUGCUUUAUUUAUAAAUAAAACUAUUUAAUGGAAA